UUAAUUUAUGUAAGAGAAAAUCUAUGUCAUGUCUUAACAGCCACAGCUUUUUCACUGAGACCAACUCUCAAAAACUGAAACAAUCUGGAGUAACUCCAAAAUGCCAGGAGCUCCGUUGUCUCUAACCUCCAAACCACCAUCACCACUGCCAAUUAUCACCCCUCUCCGCCACCAACUCCAAUCGCUCACCACCGUUCGUUUCAGUGCAACCACCGUUACAACCACAGCAAUGCCAGACCACCACCCUUCACUUGAAAUCACUGGUGGAGCAGUUGAUCGUUUUCUCCCUGCUUUCAAUACGCUUCACCUUACUUACAAGCCUUUUCCUAUAGUUGGUUGGAACUGCCAUAUUGAGACCUUAUUCGCCGCCUUUUUCCGUAAAAUCCCCGAGGUCAGGUACCGCCGUGAGUGCCUCCGGACCAAAGACGACGGCACUAUAGCAUUGGAUUGGGUCUGUGGCGACCACCGCAGCUUGCCUGCUGACUCUCCUAUCCUUAUUUUACUGCCUGGACUAACAGGGGGGAGUCAGGAUUCAUAUGUGAAGCAUAUGUUGGUGAAAGCUAGGAGCAAAGGUUUUAGGGUUGUGGUGUUCAAUAGCCGGGGUUGUGGAGAUAGCCCUGUUACCACUCCUCAGCUCCAAUCAGCUUCAUUUACAGGAGAUACAUGUCAUGUAGUAGAUCACGUUUCCUCCAGGUACCCCAAAGCAAAUAUUUAUGCUGUUGGUUGGUCACUAGGAGGGAAUAUCCUUGUUAAUUAUUUGGGAAAGGAGUACAAUAACUGCCCUCUCUCUGGUGCUGCAUCACUGUGCAAUCCUUUCAAUUUAGUCAUUGCAGAUGAAAACCUCCGUAAGGGCUUCAACAAUAUUUAUGACAGAGCACUUAGGGGAGGCCUUAGUAAAAUUUUCUCAAAACAUGCUUCCCUCUUUGAAGAUACGCAUGAUGACUAUAAUGUCCAAGCGGGUUUAAACCCCCAGACUGUCCGGGAAUAUGAUGAAGCAAUAACGCGCGUUUCAUUGGGUUUCAAGUCAGUGGAUGACUAUUACUCAAAUUCAUGUAGUUGUCAUGUCUUACAACAUGUUCGGAUUCCCUUGCUUUGCAUCCAGGCUGCAAAUGAUCCGAUUGCUCCUAUUGAGGGAACUCCUCGUGAAGAUAUCAAGGGAAAUCCAAACUGCAUGUUGAUGGUAACACCCCAAGGUGGUCAUUUGGGUUGGGUUGCAGGCGAUGACGCUCCCUUUGGAGCUCCUUGGACUGAUAAUGUGGUGAUGGAUUUCCUUGAGCAUCUGCAAAAAGAUGCAUCGAAACCCCGAGCAUCUUCUAUUAGCGGAGAAGGUAUUCAGCAGGGUUCAGAGGGCUUCCAUCAGGCGAAAGUUUAGUUUGCAAAAGCAUGUUUACAAAUAU
Messenger RNA from Durio zibethinus, 1397 nucleotides. RefSeq names its product embryogenesis-associated protein EMB8-like. The record is from RefSeq and is a predicted model, not a curated record. Gene Ontology annotation, molecular function: monoacylglycerol lipase activity; short-chain carboxylesterase activity. NCBI's taxonomy places the organism in Eukaryota, Viridiplantae, Streptophyta, Magnoliopsida, Malvales, Malvaceae. Gene Ontology annotation, biological process: lipid metabolic process.